This is a messenger RNA of Drosophila ficusphila, 1499 nucleotides long. RefSeq names its product cathepsin L. The record is from RefSeq and is a predicted model, not a curated record. Gene Ontology annotation, biological process: immune response. Bases 221 to 1246 code for a protein of 341 amino acids. NCBI's taxonomy places the organism in Eukaryota, Metazoa, Arthropoda, Insecta, Diptera, Drosophilidae. The transcript has 4 exons. Gene Ontology annotation, molecular function: cysteine-type endopeptidase activity. Gene Ontology annotation, cellular component: lysosome.
UGCCGAAGAUUUCUUUCGAGCAACAAUUUCUGCAGAUUUUUAUUGGACAGCGAAAAGUCUUCGUGAUCAGAGCUUCAAUUGCGACUUAACAAACAAAAUCGGCUGACUUGCACUUUAGUGUUGUUCUGCUAGAAAAAAGAGUGCAACAACAGUGGUAAAAUCAGUGAAUAUUCUGCAUUCCUGCGACGCAGUUCCGAGUGGUAGAUUUAGACGCUUUAAAAUGCGCACAGCUGUGUUACUACCUCUUUUGGCCCUGCUGGCGGUGGCCCAGGCCGUUUCCUUUGCCGAUGUGAUCAAGGAGGAAUGGCACACUUUCAAGUUGGAGCACCGCAAGAACUACCAGGAUGAGACCGAGGAACGUUUCCGCCUUAAGAUCUUCAACGAGAACAAGCACAAGAUCGCCAAGCACAACCAGCGCUUUGCCGAGGGCAAGGUGAGCUUCAAACUGGCGGUCAACAAGUACGCCGAUAUGCUGCACCACGAAUUCCGCCAGUUGAUGAACGGCUUCAACUACACUUUGCACAAGGAACUGCGCUCUAUGGAUGAGAGCUUCAAGGGCGUUACCUUCAUCUCCCCGGCUCAUGUUACCCUGCCGAAAUCCGUGGACUGGCGCACCAAGGGCGCUGUGACCGCCGUCAAGGAUCAGGGACACUGCGGCAGCUGCUGGGCUUUCAGCAGCACCGGCGCUCUGGAGGGUCAGCAUUACCGCAAGUCCGGUGUCCUGGUCUCGCUUUCCGAGCAGAACCUGGUCGACUGCUCCACCAAGUACGGCAACAAUGGAUGCAACGGUGGACUCAUGGACAACGCCUUCCGUUACAUCAAGGAUAACGGCGGCAUCGACACCGAGAAGUCGUAUCCCUACGAGGCCAUCGAUGAUUCGUGCCACUUCAACAAGAACUCGAUCGGAGCCACCGAUCGGGGUUUCGUCGAUGUGCCCCAGGGUGAUGAGGUGAAGAUGGCUCAGGCAGUGGCCACCAUUGGACCCGUUUCCGUUGCCAUCGAUGCCUCGCACGAGUCCUUCCAGUUCUACUCGGAGGGCGUCUACAACGAGCCCCAAUGCGAUGCCCAGAACUUGGAUCACGGUGUCCUGGUCGUUGGUUUCGGCACUGAUGAGUCGGGAGAGGAUUACUGGCUGGUAAAGAACUCGUGGGGAACCACCUGGGGUGACAAGGGCUUCAUCAAGAUGCUGCGCAACAAGGAUAACCAGUGCGGCAUUGCCAGCGCUUCCAGCUAUCCAUUGGUUUAAUCCAGAAGUGAUGUAUUUUGGCCACAGCCUGCAUAUGAUAAUGAUAUACAAACAACAAACAAACAAACACAUACCAACGCAAGCAUCUCAAGAACGAACUUUAAUAACUUAGCCCAACCUCUUACUUUAAUGAUUUAUCUUCGUAUUGGGUCCAUUGUAUUCAUGUAUCUCUGCCAUCACAUACGAUAUAGGUGAACAAUUAAACCGUUGAUGUUUGUAGAAAAUUAAAUAAAAAAUAUAUAAUUUUACAAUA